UCAUUACGGCUGCAGACUGAUAGACAGCGAGCAGGGGAGGGCUGGAGACAGGUCUAAGAGAGGGAGAGGGAAGGACAGUGAGACAUUGUGACCAGGGAAAGUUAGAAAAUAAGCAGUCCUGUGCUCAUCUUUCCUUGGCUGCUUCCUCCCUACUCCACUACCUGAGGCACACAUACACACACACACAAGGAGGUGUUUCAGGGAGGCUUAGAGGGCUGACUCUGCAGGGAAGAAGGGAAUUAAACACUUUGUUUUCAAUCCACAGCGUCCAUACUCAGGACAAAAAAAAGGGAUUACAGCUUGUACGCCUGCCCCACUUGUUCCUCUCUUCACUCUGCGUUUUGUCUUCACUGAGUCACUUUGGAGACUUUGGAUACAACCUUCCUGAAUUGUUGGUUUCGGGCUCAGAAAGGAAUGGCACUCGGACAAAAGAGCCCCAGGUGGGCAUUAACCCAGGGCUCCUUCAGCUUGCCACUGGGCUUGUCACUCUUCUCCCUCCUUCUCCUCUUCCUCACCGCCUCAGCCGCAGAUGAGUACGACUACUACAGCUGGCAGUCGGACAAUUUCCACAAUGGCCGCUUUUACACCAAGCAGCCCCAGUGUGUGGACAUACCAGCUGACCUGCGCCUGUGCCACAAUGUGGGCUACAAAAAGAUGAGGCUGCCCAACCUCCUGGAUCACGAAACCAUGCCAGAGGUCAAGCAGCAGGCGGGUAGCUGGGUGCCCCUCCUGGCCAAACGGUGCCAUGCUGAUACCCAGGUCUUCCUGUGCUCUCUGUUUGCACCGGUGUGCCUGGACAGGCCCAUCUAUCCCUGCCGCUCGCUGUGUGAGGCUGUGAGGGACAGCUGUGCUCCGGUGAUGGAGACCUAUGGCUUCCCCUGGCCAGAGAUGCUGACCUGUGAUAAAUUUCCCAUUGAUAAUGACCUCUGCAUCCCCAUGCAGUUCACUGGGAACCACGCGACUCAGCCACCAGUGUCGAAGGUGUGCCCUCCGUGUGACAAUGAGCUGAAAGCAGACAACAUAAUGGAGCAUUACUGCGCCAGUGACUUCGCCCUCAAGAUGAAAAUCAAGGAAGUGAAGAAGGAGAAGGGUGACAGGAAGCUGAUUGCAGCACAAAAGAAGAAGAAAGUCUUGAAGCAGGGUGUGCUGAGGAAGAAAGACCUGAAGAAGCUAACCCUGUACAUCAAGAAUGGCGCCAACUGCCCGUGUGCCCAGCUUGACAGCCUGGGGUCCAACUUCCUCAUCAUGGGCCGUAAAGUGGACCAGCAACUGCUGCUCAUGUCCAUUCACAAGUGGGACAAGAAAAGCAAGGAGCUUAAGUUCGCCAUCAAGUACAUGAAGUCUCAUCAGUGUCCCACCUACCACACGGUCUUCCAGUGACGCGGCUCGCUGCACUGUUUGCACAAUCCACUAUAGCUCCCCACAUUCCACCCGGUUCCACAUAGAUCCAGACUGUGUGUCCCUGAACCCCAGAUCCCUGCACAAUCUGUUACCAGCACCGCAACAUAGUCCUACACGGGGUAGCAGUGCAGCCAAGCAUUUAUUUUCUCAGCUUUAACAUGAAUCAAGUUGUCAAGGGGGUUGUCCUGAUCUGCUUAGAUGAAUCAGACAUGUCUAUGUUGGAGAGCGGAAAAGCUGCACACUCGGCAACUCCCUCCUAACAAUAAAAAAGACCUGAAGAAACAGCAGAUUUUACAACAAUUUGAAAGAAAAACAGACGUUGUAAUCUACCCCCCCCCCCUUACACACACACACACACACACACACACACACAAACACACCAAUUUAAUGGAAUCUUCCUUAAUAAUUGUACUUUCCUCUUCUGAUACAGUGAAACAAUAUCCGACAGAAGGUUCAUCAAGACAGUGGCAUUGAGAAAUGAGAAUCUAAAGAUUUGAGGUAACUUUUGGUGGGAAAACAUGUUUGAUAAUGUAAUGAGAGGGGGAAAGCAGGGUUUGAUUCAGUGUGAAAAAGAGAAAUGAUACACAUGUGGGCUGUGCAAUGAGCGCCCAGGAAAAAACAUCAAAGCAAAGACAUGUAGAUGAUCCACAUAAAUGUAUGUUUUAAUAAUGUAAAAAGUAGGUAAUUCAGAUGAAUGCUAGAUGAUUAGGAAACUGGGCUUAUUUCUUUUAUCCCUGCUGGGAAAGAAGAACAAUGGUACGAGACAGACUGGAGGACUGGAGGAUGCUUCACCUGACUGUACAGCAAAAAUUUUUGUGGCCUGAAAGAGGGAAACUUGAAUAUUCUUUUGCUUUUUCAAUUGGAGAGCGAAGGAGGUAAAGGCAGAGAAGACAUCUUCCUGAAAACAAGUGGAGAAAGAAAGAGAGAGAAAGAGACUCUGGACAGAACCAACAAUGUUGGGUUGAUACGUCUCUGGUACUCGCGGCUUUUCACUAUCACUCUUCAAAUGUUUAUUUGUUUUUAACUUGUUUUGCUUCAGUUAAACUUCUAUUGUAUGGAAGCAGGAAUCAUACAUGCAGACAUAGCACCUAAAUUCACUGUUGCCGUAGCAGUAAAAGAUGAAGAUUUAACUUUGACAAUAUUUUCUAAUCAGUUAACCUGUAAGUACUGUAGUUGUGUUACUGAAAUACAUCUUUGUUUUAC
This is a messenger RNA of Cyclopterus lumpus (lumpfish), 2604 nucleotides long. RefSeq names its product secreted frizzled-related protein 5 (gene sfrp5). Lineage: Eukaryota; Metazoa; Chordata; Actinopteri; Perciformes; Cyclopteridae. The transcript is spliced from 3 exons. The record is from RefSeq and is a predicted model, not a curated record. Gene Ontology annotation, biological process: negative regulation of canonical Wnt signaling pathway; non-canonical Wnt signaling pathway; canonical Wnt signaling pathway. Bases 415 to 1380 code for a protein of 321 amino acids. Gene Ontology annotation, molecular function: Wnt-protein binding.